UAUCUAACAAUGGUCUAACCUCAAAAACUCAACAAUAACAAUGUUUGAUUCAAAAUUAAUCACUUUAAUAGUUUCUGUUAUUACAAUAGCACCGAUUAUAGCGAUUUUAAUUGAAAAGUGGAAGUUUAAAAAUAACACGAACAUAAAUAGAGACAAAAAUUAUUAUUAUAAAUGCAUAUUUAUAACAUAUGAAAAUUAUUCUUGUCUUCAACAUGUUUAUAAUACAACAUCUUGUGGAGAAAAGUGUUCUUAUGCUUACCUAACGGAAAUAUUAAAUUUACUAAAAUCAGCAAAAUCUUCAAUUUCAAUGUGCAUGUAUCAUCUAUCGUUACAACAAAUUUUUCAGGAGAUAAUUAACGCUAAAUUAAGAGGAGUUUCAAUUAGGAUCAUUACAGAUAGAGAAAUGGAAUUUAAUAGUGGAUCUAAAAUAUCUCGAUUACGACAAGAAGGGGUUGAAAUUAAAACGCAAAGUAAUGCAGAACUAACAGGAUAUUUGCAUCAUAAAUUUUGUUUAAUCGAUAAAAAUUAUGAUUCUCAAAUUAUGUGGUUUGGAUCUUUAAACCUUACCUUACAAGGAAUUUGUUCCAAUUGGGACAAUAUUGUUAUUACCAAUAAUAAUGAUAUAAUAUUAAGAUUUUCAAAUGCUUUUGAAAAUUUAUGG
Molecule: messenger RNA, 661 nt
Organism: Onthophagus taurus
Lineage: Eukaryota; Metazoa; Arthropoda; Insecta; Coleoptera; Scarabaeidae
Product: Mitochondrial cardiolipin hydrolase zuc
Biological process (GO): piRNA processing
Cellular component (GO): mitochondrion
Molecular function (GO): RNA endonuclease activity producing 5'-phosphomonoesters, hydrolytic mechanism
Source: RefSeq, a predicted model, not a curated record